Pneumocystis murina B123 is the source of this 1662-nucleotide messenger RNA. RefSeq lists its product as hypothetical. The coding region runs from base 1 to 1662 and encodes 553 amino acids. Gene Ontology annotation, biological process: ribosomal subunit export from nucleus. NCBI's taxonomy places the organism in Eukaryota, Fungi, Ascomycota, Pneumocystomycetes, Pneumocystales, Pneumocystaceae. Gene Ontology annotation, molecular function: GTPase activity; GTP binding. The record is from RefSeq and is a predicted model, not a curated record. Gene Ontology annotation, cellular component: cytosol. The transcript has 6 exons.
AUGAGACAUCGCUGGAUUCUUUUUUAUCUGAAAUUAAUCUCUCAGAAACAGAAGGAGAAAAAUAUAGAAAUAAUUGAAAAAAGCCAAAGAAAGAAUCAUAUUUUAUCACAAGAUAAAGGAAAAGAGCUGCUAGAAAUUCAUCAGCAAUUAAAAUCAGAUUUAAUUAUUCCAAGACGGCCAUACUGGGAUUCCAAAACUACAGCAGAGGAACUUGAAAGAAAUGAAAAAGAAGCUUUUUUAAAUUGGCGUAGAAAAUUGGCAUUUCUUCAAGAAAAUUAUAAUUUAUAUUUGACGCCUUUUGAACGAAAUCUGGAAGUUUGGAGACAAUUAUGGAGAGUGAUUGAGAAAUGCGAUUUAAUUGUUCAAAUUGUUGAUGCAAGAAAUCCUUUAUUAUAUAAAUCUAAAGAUCUUGAAUCUUAUGUUGAAGAAAUGAAUAAAAAGAAUUUUUUGUUGAUAAAUAAAGCAGAUUUACUGACAGAAAAACAAAGAGAAUAUUGGGCGGAUUAUUUUAAAAUGAAGGGUAUAUCUUAUACCUUCUUUUCAGCAGUAGCGAAAAAAAGUAAUGAUGAUCAAUAUAUUAAUAAAAAACAUAAAAAUUCAUUAAAAAAGGUAAUGAAUGAAAUAGAAGAGAUAUUCGACGAAGAAAUUUUAGAAAGUGAGAAAGAUGUUUUUGAUAGUAAAUUAAAAAUAGAAAAUAACAAUCCACUUAAAGAUGAAAGAAUAAGAAUAGUUUCAGUUGAUGAAUUAAAGGAUAUUUUUUUCAAGGAAAUAGAACUAUUAAAUAAUAAUAAUACUGAGAAUUUCGAGAAAUUUUAUGUAGGAUUAGUAGGAUAUCCAAAUGUAGGGAAAUCCUCAACAAUUAAUUCUAUGAUUAGCGAAAAAAAGGUAUCUGUUUCAUCUACACCAGGAAAAACAAAACAUUUUCAGACCAUUCAUAUUACUGAUAAAAUAGUACUUUGUGAUUGUCCUGGACUAGUGUUUCCUAAUUUUACUACAACAAAGGAAGAGCUUGUUUGUAAUGGUGUACUUUCUAUUGAUCAGCUUAAGGAUUAUAUAAGUCCGAUUGCUUUAAUUGUAAGUCGUAUUUCAAAAGAAGUUUUAGAGAUGAUCUAUGGAAUUUCUUUGAAAAUAAAAACUGUUGAAGAAAAUGGAAUGGAAAUUCUUGCGGCUGAAGAAUUCUUAGAAAAAUAUGCUUCUAGUCGUGGAAUCGAUAAAUCUAGAGCUUCUAGACAUAUUAUUAAAGAUUAUAUAAAUGGGAAAUUAUUGUUUUGUACCCCACCUCCAGAAAUUGAUCCAUACAUGUUUAAUUUUGAAUAUUAUGAUUCAUUUAAAUUAUCCGGAGACAAGUGUUUACAAACUAAAGAUUAUACUAAAAAUGGGAUGAUUAGUAGACCAUUAAAGAAUAAUAAAAAACAAACAUAUUCCGAAGAUGAACAAUCUCUACAUACUAAAUUGUCAAGAUUUGAUAAAGAUUUUUUUUCUCAAAAUAGAUUAUCUUUAAAUUCAAAUCAAAAAAUUACAAAAGGUUUUUAUUAUAAAAAACAUAUAGGACCCUUCACUACGCAUUCUUUUGAGAAUUAUCAAAAUAAUAUUUUAAAUAAAUCUAAAAAACACUUUAACGCACAUAAACGAAAAAAGUAUUACAUUCAAGGAGUAGACUAA